This is a messenger RNA of Octopus sinensis (East Asian common octopus), 554 nucleotides long. RefSeq lists its product as uncharacterized. The record is from RefSeq and is a predicted model, not a curated record. Gene Ontology annotation, molecular function: nucleic acid binding. The transcript is spliced from 2 exons. Lineage: Eukaryota; Metazoa; Mollusca; Cephalopoda; Octopoda; Octopodidae. The coding region runs from base 2 to 526 and encodes 174 amino acids.
UAUGCUUAAAACAACAAUUCAAAAUGUGCUGCAUAAACGCCCAAGACUGCAUGCUUACAAAAUUCAAAUGAGACAUAAAAUUAAGGAAACAGAUAAGCCUAAGCACACUGAAUUUGCUGUAAUGAUGCUGAGAGAAAUUGAUGACGAUAAUAGGUAUCUUAACAGAAUUUUAUUUAGUGAUGAAGCAACAUUCCACAUAAAUGGUUGUGUUAACCAACAUAACAGUCGGAUAUGGGGAGGUCAGUAUCUCAAUGAAGUUUUCCAAUACAUCUGUGAUUCGCCCAAGGUUAAUGUGUGGUCUGGACUCCUGCAUGAUCAUGUUGUUAGCCCUUUCAUCUUUGCAGAAAACACGAUUACAAGUGCUAGUUACCUGGACAUGCUAGAAAUGUAUGUGUUCCCUCAAAUUGCAGACAUUGAAAGAGAAAAGUUAUGCUUUGCUGACGAAGCCAUAAAAACCUCUAUAGCAUGUGAGAAACUAUUUCCUGUACUUAGCAAUAUAAUUAAAACAAUUUUAGUCAUUGAUUAAUAUUGUUAAAAUAUCAAAAACAACACAU